This is a messenger RNA of Condylostylus longicornis, 2190 nucleotides long. Its product is annotated as tectonic. Bases 187 to 2190 code for a protein of 667 amino acids. Lineage: Eukaryota; Metazoa; Arthropoda; Insecta; Diptera; Dolichopodidae. Gene Ontology annotation, biological process: cilium assembly. Gene Ontology annotation, cellular component: ciliary transition zone. The record is from RefSeq and is a predicted model, not a curated record. The transcript has 3 exons.
UCCCAUUUAUAUCAAAGUAUCGUUGAUAUUUACGUACCUACGUAUAUAUGUAUGUAUGUAUUUAUUUACCUGAAAUAAGAAUUUAUGUAUAUAUACACAUAUGCAUACAAAAUAAUACGUAUUAUACUCAUACAGCUAUGAAACGUAAAUGAUUUAAAAAUCUGUAGAAGGUACCUAAUCAACAAAAUGUUGCGAUUGCAAUUCUUAAUUUGGCUUUUGAUAGUAAGUUUACGGUUCUCAUACCAAUUUUCAAAAAUUGCAAAAUCAAAAUCAACUAAGAUAAAUAAUUCAAGCAAUCUUACUACUUCAAAUAUGGUCUUUAAUUCAAAUGCUUUAUCAACUAUGACGACAACCGUUUCGAUCAACCCUACAAAAAUAUUUUUUAUAACCACACCUGAGGAUGGCACUAGAAACGAUGAAAGCAACGAUUAUGAAGAUUUUAAUCGCAAUACAACACCAAGUGGCUCAAAACAAAUAGACCGGAAUAUUUCACUUUAUCCUCCUCUUUCUCAAAAUCCUGAUAAAUUAAACAAAACGAAAAAAGAAGAAAAAAGGAAAUUUGUAAAUCAUAAAAGGAUUGAAAAUUAUUUUUGUGAUUGUGACAUGCAGACUAACUAUUGUAACAUAAACUGUUGUUGUGACAUUGAUUGCAAAGAAGAUAUGCUAAAAGUAUUCAAAUGCGAUGAAAGAAAAAUUAUGAUGAAAGAUUUGGAGUAUCGAAAUAAUUUAGAAUCAUGCAAGUUGCAAGGUGGUUGGUUUUGUGAAGUUCAAGGUAACGAAUUGGAGGAAUCAAAUACGAAAUUUAAUCUAAAAUUACUAAAUAAUAAUCUAAAACAUCAAUGGAAUUCAAAUUUUUUGCAUUAUGAUGAGCAGGAAAUCGGUUUAAAUACUUUCUAUAAGUACCAGGAUUCCCUAAAAAUAUAUUUGAAAACAAAAAAUGAAAUUUUAAAUUUUGAUAUGCCAUAUCCAUUGGUCGGAAAAAUUUGCAACGUAUUUGAGCCGAUUCAUCAUUUAGUGGACAUGGAAUACACAUGCUUACUUUCGUUAGAAAGAUAUCGACCCAUCAUUCAAAGAAUCCAAAACAAAUUAUCUAAAGCGUUUUUAAUACAGGUAAAAAAAGACGCAACAAAUUCUCCAGCAGAAUAUUGUAGCGAUGAGCAACAUUACACUCACUGUUCUAAAAUUAACGUAUUUUCCUGUCCAAAAACGUUCACGUCUCUAUCAGAAUGUCAAAAGAUAGAAAAUACAUCAAAGUUUGGGAAAUUAGUGUUUUGGGAUAAAAUUGAAGUAGAACUGUAUCACAAUUAUACACAUUUAAAUAAUUCAACAGUUCUAUUCAUUUUAAAAAAUGAAGAUAACAUAGAAUACUCUUCCAUAAAUUUAAAAAUUAAAGUAAAAUUUAUUUUCAAUGAUACAAAUCAUGUCAGUAUUUUUGCUCCGACUGGUGGACCACUUGGGUACAAAAUUGGAUUUCCCAUUAUUAUAGGAAAUAUGAAUUUGCUAAAUAAAAGAUCGGAAGAACUUGACAAAGUAUGGACAUUAGACUAUUUUCACCCCAACAAAAGAAAUUUGGGAAUAAUUAACACUAAAAAUUUGAUGACCUCUUCUGAAGGAAUUUGUCAAAAAUCAGUAAAUGAAUAUCCCAUUAAUUUUGGAGAAAACUCUAUAGCAAUUUGCAAAAUCAAUUUCAACGCAUCUUUGGAAGUAAUGAAUGAAACAAAUUAUCAAAAAAUUUGUACCACUUUACAAUCAAAAAUAUUUUAUCAUAUUUUAAAUAUGAAAAAUAUCACUGCGAAUCAUGAAAUAUUUGUAUCAAAGUAUGGCAAUCCAAGAAAUAAUACAAAAUUUUGGACAAGAAUUGAACUAAAAAGUUUUGAACCGAUUCAAAUCUUAGGAGAAUACAACAAAAAAAACAAAAUAUUUAUUUGUAAAAAUAUUAUUCUUGGGGUCAAAAUAGGGUUCGUAUACGCCAAGUUGAAAAUAAAGAAUAUUCAAAAUCAGAAUAUAAUAAAGUCAGCAUUUUAUAAAUUCGAAGAAAGAGUAAAUUUGCAUUUCGAUCUAAAUGAAGUUGAAAAAUUCUCAAUAUAUUCAUCUAUUAUGUUUUAUGAUAUUACUGACGGUUGUAAAAUUAUAAAACCAUUAUUUUUUGUUUAUCUUACUUUAAUUUUUAACUUUCUUAUUUUUCGGUAA